CUCUUCCAUCUCCCCAUCCCCAAGAUGCCUGUCGAAAUCUCUCGCAUGGUCGAAGGCGACAUAGACGGCGCCGUUGACUGCAUACAAAAGGCCUUCGCAGAAGAUCCAUAUUUCGCUUGGGUGUUUCCUGAAAACUUUUCUCCGGUGAGAAACCGCGUCUCGCUGGGCAUUCGUUGCAGAUGGGGUCUUGAGCACGCUCUGUUUUACGUAGCCAAAGACCCUUCUUCCUCUACGCCUGCUCUUGUCCUCGGUGUAGCUUGUUGGCUGUCUCCCACAAGUCUUUCUGCUCCACAGUCUUGGAAAAGUUGGCUUGGUGAUUGGUCGUUGUGGUUCAACCAGCUCUGGAUGAAUUCCGUCUACGGCAGCGGUGGACUAAACAGACGCCGCUAUUAUAUUUGGUUUGUGAGCGGAAUGUAUCAAUAUUGCGCUGGCUCUAAUCGUAUCUCCAGGAAAGCCGCGCAGAGUGACGCCCAGCAUCAACUCUGGACAGAUGAUCAGGGAUACUACUUCUGCAACAUUGUGACGGUUCUGCCAGAAGCGCAAGGUAUGGGUAUAGGAAAAGAACUUUUCGGAGUCGUGAUGCGUCAAGCAGAUGCUGAGGGGCGGAAGUGUUAUCUCGAAAGUUCGAGAGCAGAGCCUAACAUGGCUAUAUAUCAGAAGAUGGGCUUCGAGUUGGCCAAGGAGAUGAAGUGCGAUGAUCAAGGAGAGGCCAUCACUCUGUACUGUAUGAUGAGAGAUCCGCGGCCAAAUUGAAUGACCUCUGGCGGGAAAGGAGUGUAUUAAUGUUGUGAGUAGUUGGAACGUUCAGUCGUCAAAGGAGUGUCUGGGGUUGGUCUGAGUCAAGGAGCGUCAAUGCCGUCGAGGUAUUUGUGUUUGUUCAGCCGCGGAAGACUGACUUCCACGGCGCUGAUGACUUGGACUUUGAUGGUACUCUCGGAGGGAGAUAGCCAGUACCACCAGUCUCCAAGAGCUCUUGCGCUUUUCCAGGUACUCCACCCGUCCUGGGCACCGGCUGUGUUGUAGGCAGUCCAGGCGAAAGGCUAUCUUCUUGGAUAGAUGUUAGCUGGUAGUCGUUACCAAAUCCAACAGGCUUGUAAUUAGGGACGAGUGAUCCAUUUGACGUCCUCUUUCUCUCGAUAUUCAAGCGAGGUGUUGAUGGU
Messenger RNA from Aureobasidium subglaciale EXF-2481, 1160 nucleotides. RefSeq lists its product as uncharacterized. The transcript is spliced from 2 exons. Lineage: Eukaryota; Fungi; Ascomycota; Dothideomycetes; Dothideales; Saccotheciaceae. The record is from RefSeq and is a predicted model, not a curated record. Gene Ontology annotation, molecular function: acyltransferase activity, transferring groups other than amino-acyl groups. The coding region runs from base 25 to 753 and encodes 242 amino acids.